Molecule: messenger RNA, 1666 nt
Organism: Oryza brachyantha (malo sina)
Lineage: Eukaryota; Viridiplantae; Streptophyta; Magnoliopsida; Poales; Poaceae
Product: eukaryotic initiation factor 4A-1
Exons: 5
Coding region: 126-1370 (414 amino acids)
Biological process (GO): cytoplasmic translational initiation
Cellular component (GO): cytoplasmic stress granule
Molecular function (GO): ATP binding; RNA helicase activity; translation initiation factor activity
Source: RefSeq, a predicted model, not a curated record
UUUCUCUCUCCUGCUCACGCCGCCGCCGCCGCCGCCCGAAUCCGAGACCCCCAUCUCGGAUUCCACCGCGCCCGCCUCAGCUCCGGCCUCCCGUCACCGUCCGUCUCCUCCCCGACGCAUCAGUCAUGGCGGGAAUGGCACCAGAGGGGUCCCAGUUUGAUGCUAAGCACUAUGAUUCUAAAAUGCAGGAGCUUCUGAACCAAGGUGAAACUGAGGAGUUCUUCACGUCUUAUGAUGAAGUUCAUGAGAGUUUUGAUGACAUGGGUCUCCAAGAGAACCUUCUCAGAGGCAUUUAUGCCUAUGGUUUUGAGAAACCUUCAGCCAUUCAGCAAAGGGGAAUCGUCCCUUUCUGCAAGGGUCUUGAUGUGAUUCAGCAAGCUCAGUCAGGAACUGGAAAGACUGCCACCUUCUGUUCUGGAAUUUUGCAGCAGCUUGACUAUGGUGUGGUUGAGUGCCAAGCCUUGGUCCUUGCUCCUACUCGUGAGCUUGCGCAGCAAAUUGAGAAAGUCAUGCGCGCCCUUGGUGACUACUUGGGUGUGAAGGUUCAUGCAUGUGUUGGAGGAACUUCUGUUCGUGAGGACCAAAGAAUUCUUGCAAGUGGAGUACAUGUUGUUGUUGGGACACCUGGGCGUGUGUUUGACAUGCUGCGCAGGCAGUCUCUCCGUCCUGAUUACAUCAAGAUGUUUGUCCUUGAUGAAGCUGAUGAAAUGCUUUCUCGUGGUUUCAAGGAUCAGAUUUAUGAUAUCUUCCAGCUUCUCCCCUCAAAGAUCCAAGUUGGUGUGUUCUCUGCUACAAUGCCCCCAGAGGCCCUUGAGAUCACCCGUAAAUUCAUGAACAAGCCUGUGCGGAUCCUUGUGAAGAGGGACGAGCUCACUCUUGAGGGUAUCAAACAGUUCUAUGUCAAUGUGGAAAAGGAAGAAUGGAAGCUCGACACACUCUGUGACCUGUACGAGACACUGGCCAUCACCCAGAGUGUCAUCUUUGUGAACACCCGCCGCAAGGUGGACUGGCUUACUGACAAGAUGAGGGGCAGGGACCACACCGUUUCUGCUACUCAUGGUGACAUGGACCAGAACACUAGGGACAUCAUCAUGAGGGAAUUCCGAUCCGGUUCUUCCCGUGUGCUCAUUACCACUGACCUUCUUGCCCGUGGUAUUGAUGUCCAGCAGGUUUCCCUUGUCAUCAACUACGAUCUGCCGACCCAACCGGAGAACUACCUUCAUCGCAUCGGUCGUAGUGGUCGUUUUGGUAGGAAGGGUGUUGCCAUUAACUUUGUUACCCGUGAUGAUGAGAGGAUGCUGUUCGACAUCCAGAGGUUCUACAAUGUGGUGAUUGAGGAGCUGCCGGCCAAUGUCGCUGACCUUCUGUAAUCAAGUUCAGAUCAGAAGAGUUAUGGUAAGGAUUGAUUUUGCUGAAAUGUCACCAAAUCUGGGGAGGAGUGAUAAAGGUGGUGGGGGGGUUCUGUUUUAAAGUCUGGUCGUAGACAAUUUCCAAAUUUUUAUGCCAUGUUAUGGGAAUUUUUGUAGUUGCUAGGGUGGCUGUGCUAUGUGCUGGUGAGGAGGGUGGCGCUACUGGAGUCUUUUACUUUUAAUUAUAUCUAUUGUUAAAAACUAUGUAUGACCGAAUGAUGUUUAUUUAUUUGUGUCAUGGUUGACUAUUUACCGUA